AAUAAGGUGAAUUGCCGCGAUGCUUAUCCCAGUUGUGUAAUAUUUUAGGUGAAAAUUGGUGGAGAAACAAAAGUGGCGACUGUUGAAUAGCAAUUUACGAACAAGGCAUGCAUACUGACUUGUCGCCGAACUUACAUUCUUUCGAAUGCAACCAGAUAAUCGACGCCCUCAAGAAGUGUCAUUCCGAGAACAAGUUCGGUAAGUUUCUGGGAUUUUGCAAUGAUCUCGACCGACAGAUGAUUGUUUGCCUAAGAAACGAGCGCAAAACGCGUCAGAAGUUGAAUCGCGAAAAGGCACUGGAGAAACAAAAGCGAGUGCAGCAGUUAAUGAGAGAGCAGAAAGAAUAA
Molecule: messenger RNA, 347 nt
Organism: Anopheles coustani
Lineage: Eukaryota; Metazoa; Arthropoda; Insecta; Diptera; Culicidae
Product: COX assembly mitochondrial protein 2 homolog
Exons: 2
Coding region: 108-347 (79 amino acids)
Cellular component (GO): mitochondrion
Source: RefSeq, a predicted model, not a curated record